AUGAUCGGCGCGAUUGAGAAGCAAAAGUUUGCCCAUGCCUUGGUCUACAUUCUGAACAGGGACUCUGCAGCGCGAUUGACAAUAUCGUCGCCGCUUGAAGCACACAAGAGUUACACGUUGGUCUAUGCAAUGGUUGGCAUGGAUGUGGGAUUUGAGAACCCUCUUUUCGCCAGCAUAGAACUCAGCUACGAGGAGGUGGACAAGGAUCCGCAAGCAGAGCCCCCACAGAAGAUGUUGACACUCUACGAGAUGGACCUGGGCCUAAACCACGUGACUCGAAAGUUCGCAGAUGCAGUGGACCAUAGUGCUCAUGCCUUGAUCGCGGUCCCGGGGGGUGUCGAUGGGCCGAGUGGGGUCCUGGUCUGUUGUGAGAACUGCCUCGUCUACAAGAAGCAGGGCCACCCGGACGUCGUCUGCGCGAUUCCCAGACGUCUUGAAAUGGCCCAGGAGAAAGGUCUGCUCAUCGUGGCACAUGCGACACAUAAGCUGAAGGACUUCUUCUUUUUCCUCAUCCAAAGUGAGUACGGGGACUUGUACAAGGUGACUCUGACUCACGACGAGGACCUCGUGUCGGAGGUUCAGGUCAAGUACUUUGACACCGUGCCGCUUUCGAACGCUCUCUGCGUUCUCAAGACUGGCUUCCUUUUUGCUGCGGCAGAGUUUGGCAAUCACGCGCUGUAUCAGUUCCAGGGCAUCGGAACGGAUGAAGAGGAUCCCAUGUGCACAUCCUCCCAUCCCCACGGAGCGCAGGCCCUGGUGGCAUUCAAGCCUCGAGCGCUCAAGAACCUCAUGCUUUACGACGAGAUGCCGUCGUUGUCUCCGAUCAUCGACAUGAAGGUUCUGGAUGCCACAGGUGAAGGAAAGCCACAGCUGUAUGCAAUGUGUGGUCGCGGUCCACGAGCCUCCUUGCGAGUUCUUCGACACGGAUUGGCUGUGACGGAGAUGGCUGUCAGCGAACUGCCAGGAAAGCCCAAUGCAGUAUGGACGGUGAAGGCCACCAUGGACAGCGAGUACGACCGCUACAUUGUAGUAUCUUUCGUAGACGUCACUCUCGUGCUUUCCAUCGGCGACACAGUUGAGGAGGUGCUGGACAGUGGAUUCUUGGCCACUGCACCUUCCUUGCUCAUCCAGCUGAUGGCAGAUGACUCUUACGUACAGGUGCACCCGACGGGCAUCCGCCACUUGCUUCCGCGGAGAACGAAUGAGUGGAGGGUGCCUGGACAGAAGCGAAUUGUAACAGCGGCUGCGAACGAACGACAGGUUGUCAUUGCCUUGUCUGGCGGAGAGAUUCUUUAUUUCGAGAUUGAUGAGAGCCACACUCUGAACGAGGUGGCGAAGCGUGACAUGAACUACGAGGUCUUGUGUAUUGCGGCAGGAGUCCCGGCAGUCCCGGCAGUCCCGGUCUGCUGCGGUCUCGCUGCGCUUGCCCCUACUUGGAAUCGCAAGCCGCGAGGUGCAGCCAGUCCCAGAGAACCGGCAGCGAGCGUCCUUCAUGGCCGUGGGAGGUGGGUCACGUUCGCAUAG
Messenger RNA from Symbiodinium sp. CCMP2592, 1524 nucleotides. The record is from the annotation of a GenBank genome assembly. Lineage: Eukaryota; Dinophyceae; Suessiales; Symbiodiniaceae.